This is a messenger RNA of Talaromyces rugulosus, 3438 nucleotides long. RefSeq lists its product as uncharacterized. Gene Ontology annotation, molecular function: DNA-binding transcription factor activity, RNA polymerase II-specific; zinc ion binding; transmembrane transporter activity. Gene Ontology annotation, biological process: transmembrane transport; regulation of DNA-templated transcription. The transcript is spliced from 11 exons. NCBI's taxonomy places the organism in Eukaryota, Fungi, Ascomycota, Eurotiomycetes, Eurotiales, Trichocomaceae. The record is from RefSeq and is a predicted model, not a curated record. Bases 1 to 3438 code for a protein of 1145 amino acids.
AUGGCACAGCCCGGUACAAACGAAAGUGCAACAUCGACCGAAACCGGCUCUACAUUUGCCGAGGGGACGGAUACUUCUCCGAAUGGAAAUCAAAGCCCCUCCAUCGAACCUAUUGAGAAUUGUCUCAUUCAGGAGCUUUCCAACAAUGGUUUGGACACACUCGUAGAGCGCGACGUCGAGAAGGCGGAGGUUACGAAUGGGGUGCAAGAUGACAAGCAAACAGACCUCGUGACAUGGGAUGGACCAACAGACCCUAUAAAUCCCCGAAACUGGCCCAUUCGUCGUAAAUGGAUAAUAACAUUCAUUGCUUCAGGCUUCUCUUUUGUCACGCCCCUGUCAUCCUCCAUGCUUUCGCCAGCGCUUGGAGUAAUUGCCAAUGAUCUUAGUAUCCAAAGCACUGUGGGUGAGAUGUUAGUCACAUCGAUUUUUGUUCUCGGCUACGCUAUUGGACCGCUCUUUUUUGGUCCUCUGUCCGAGAUUUAUGGAAGAUUGCCAGUCCUCGUUGGAUCCAAUAUAUUUUACUUGGUCUUCAAUACGGCCUGUGGCGGCUGUCGGACUUCAGUACAGAUGUGGAUCUUUCGGUUCUUGGGAGGACUAAGUGGCAGCGCCCCUCUUGCAGUUGGAGGCGGUGUCAUGUCGGACGUGUGGGAAAUUGAAGAUCGCGGUAAAGCAGUUGGAAUCUAUACGUUAAUGCCCCUUCUGGGUCCAGCGGUCGGUCCCAUUGCAGCAGGGUUUAUUGUUCAAUACUCCAGCUGGCGAUGGUGCUUCUACUCAAUUUCGAUUGCCGGUUGCUUGGUCCAGAUUUGUGCUUUUUUCUUCUUUGCAGAAACGAACCCGCGAGCUAUCCUAGAUGAAAAGGCAAGGGCUCUUCGCAAAAAGACUGGGAACGAACACCUAUACACGGACUGGGAUGACCUAGACCAAAAGCCCCUAACGAAGCUAGGCGUGGCAUUCAAAAGACCUUUCAAACUCCUAGCUACACAGCCAAUUGUGCAGUUCAUCGGUAUCUACAUGGCAUUCCUAUACGGUCUGAUGUAUCUUGUUCUAUCGACUUUCGCCGGACUUUGGAUUAACUCGUACCAUGAGACCAUAUCUAUUGGAGGUUUGAACUAUAUUUCUACCGGUCUGGGGUUUUUUGCGGGGUCGAGGUUCAAUGCCUUUUUCCAGGAUCGGGUUUACCGCCGACUAAAGGCACGCAAUGGUGGAGUUGCGAAGCCUGAGUUUCGAAUCCCACUCAUGGUACCAGGCUCAAUCCUAGUUCCAAUUGGUAUUUUCAUAUAUGCGUGGACCUCGGAAUACACCACAUUCUGGUUGUGGCCUAAUGUCGGUAUCUUCAUUGUGACUGUCGGUAUGAUUAUUUGCUUUCAGUCCAUGCAGGUAUAUGUAGUAGAGACAUACUCUCGUUACGCGGCGUCUGCAGUUGCUGCUACUGUUGUUCUUCGGUCUUUGGCGGGAUUUGGAUUUCCACUUUUUGCGCCUCAAAUGUACACUACACUUGGCUACGGGUGGGGAAAUUCAAUUCUCGGAUUUGUUGGCUGCGCUAUCGGCUGGCCUGCGGUGUUUGUCUUCUGGAAAUAUGGCAAAUGGCUCCGGGAAAGAAGCCCUUUUGCAGCUGGGGACACGCGAAGAUCUUUUUUUGGCCCUUGGAAUCUCUGUAUUGCUCUAUAUAUUGAACGCCGAGUGGCCCUCGGAGAUAUGGAAAGUCCCCGACAGCACCGGCGUCACAGGAGAAAGGUCCGGGAAGAAAAGCGACCCGCAUGCGAAGCGUGCAGAUCUAUGAAGCUGAGGUGCGAUGCUUUCACCGACUACUCUCGCCCUUGCUCUAGAUGCGUGAAAAAAGGGAUCGAAUGCACUGUGCUGGAGGCGAGGCGAAAGAAGCAAAGCGCAGAUGCGCCUCCGAGUAUUUUAUCCAACGGUUUUGACAUGUCUACUGUGCCCCAACUGACGCUCGAGCCUCGUACUGUACCGGCCUCUUUCCACACCCCAUUAAUAGAAUAUUGCUCAGCACCGCGAGUCAUCAACGGCAUCGAGGUUUCGCCUAGCCUUAUUGACACAUGUUUCAAUCUAUUCAACUGCCACUAUUCUCCUAUAAUGCCAAUUUUAUCGUCCGUUCCCACCCCUGACCAGACGUUUCGAGAGUCAGAACUCAAGUUUUGGGUGAUUGUCGCCAUUGGAUCCAGAAAGUGUACCCAAGAUCCUACACUGUUCUCACAAUUGUCCACUCCCGUGGAGAAUCUGGCUAUGAGCUCAUUAAGACUUACCAGAUCGCCUUGUCCCGUUAUCGAAGCCUUGCUUUUAAUCUGCACUUGGCAUAUUUCAAACGAUCGACCAUUCUUCUCUGGUAUCUACCUAACAUUUACGAGUACGGUUCUUCCGCUGGCGCUGCAGGCAGGUUUACAUCACUGCUGGCGCCUCCGUCCGACGUUUCGAGACGGAGAUUUGGUAGCAGACCCAGACGGAACCCGAGGUACAAAGCUUUGGGCUUAUUCUUCAAUUAUAAACCAAAAUGCUAUGAUUUCUAGCGGGCUCACUGUUAUGGACAUGCGCAGUGCCCAACACUUCCUGCAAGGCCGCGAAUGCUGUGCCAGCUUACCACAAUGGCUUCUUCACCGUGGCCGAAAUAUCGGAGCGAUAUCAAGGAUGCAACGGGCGCUCUCUGAAAUUGAUUUAGAGCGAGGAGAAACGCAAAACGACAUUGCAAUCAAAAGUCUUAUAACUUCUAUGGAGUUUGAACUAGUAAACUGGCCCAUGAGCAGCAAUGACGAAGAUCCUACCGCAGACUUGCAUACAGCCAUAGCGCUACUUAGCAUACGUGCUACUUGCUUAUUUAUGACGGAGAAUAACACCGAUAAUAUCACACUAGCCAACCUUUUUGCUGCCGCAAUCAGUGUUGUGGGCAUGGUCGAUAAUUUAAACAUCUCGGAGCAAUGGCCGUAUUAUGUGUUUGAGGCCGUUGUUCUAGCAGCCGCGGUUCUGCUGAGACUUGUCAAGGGUAUGCCACCGGGUGGUCUUGACCAGUCCUCCGGAAAGACUGCAUUAUUUGCCGCCAUAAAUAUUUUCAAGUCAAUGUCAAUUGUGAACAAUGAUGUUCCGGCUCGUGUAGCAGGAAUCUUUACGAAACUAUGGUCAAGUAACGAGGUCUUCAGGAACUCAAAGGGUGAUUAUGAUAUUUCACUUCACGUUCGGAAUAGGCUGAUAGUCAGCGUUUCUUUUGAUUGCUUCUGGUGGUACAGAAAAGUCGUGGUUGGGUGGCCAAGCUCAGUUAACAUGCAAGAAUCGGAUACUCGUGAAGCCAACUUGGACGGCGUACAAAACUUUUUGGACGAUGACUUUUUCAGUUUUUGGGGGUUUGAUUGGGCAACUGGAGUUGCCUCACCUGGUGAUUUUCCGGAUCCACAAUAUGUGGGCUUUUCACAAGAAAAGGGGAGCGCUCAGUAA